CUUCACAUUUCAUUGUUGUCAUCGACUGUACCUAACUCACGUGUUAUUGCUUUAUUGGCAACUUGCAUUAUACAUUGGUAAUUUAAUGAUGCGUUGACAUGGAGCUCCAUGCACUGCCAUAUCACGACGCACACAUUCAGCCUGGUCUCUUAGACUAGAGUAACAUAAUAAACGUAUAUCCGGGAAAGGUCAAUGCGUACGUUAAGUUACCUUUGGUAACCGCCCUACAUAAGACCGAAUGUUAUUUUAGGCGGUAAACGAAAGUAAAGUGAUUGGUCGGGGUGGAUGGGUGAGCCUAUAACGCAAACAUGUAGCAACUCAAAGUUGCGUGUUUGAAUCUCAUCACAGACCAUUUAACUAAUUAGCAACAGCUUAGCAUGUUAGCUAACCCUAACCUAAACGUCUAACAACCCAAAGGUUACGUGUUCAAAUCUCAUCAUGGCAACUUUAGCAUUUGAGCUAAUUAGCUUUGCAACUACUUACUACUUUUUAGCUACUUUGCAACUACUUAGCAUGUUAGCUAACCCUUCCCAUAACCUUAACCCGUAGCCUAGUUAACGUUAUCCAUUUAGCCACCUAGCUAACAUUAGCCACAGCAAAUUGGAAUUUGUAACAUACUAUACACCUCUCAAAUUCGUAACAUAUUGAACAAAUUGCAAUUCGUAAUAUAUACGAAUUGUAAUUAAUAACAUAAUUUUAAGUGGUUGGCGGACAUUCACAGAUCAUACUAAUUGGAGUGUCCUGGAUUUACAUCUGUCUUAGUAUGAUAUGUUUCGUAUCGUAUGUAUUAAUUUGUGGAUAUCUAUAAUCCAUUUGGUAUUGUAUGUUACAAAUUGAAAUUCGUACAAUAUGUAACAAAUUUGCUAAAUGUAUAAUAUUUUACAAAUUCCAAUAGUUUUUGGCUAACGGUAGCUAGGUGGCUAUGUGUCUAACGUAGGUUAUGAGUUAGAUGGAAGGGUUAGUUGACAUGCUAUGUAGUUGAAAAUAGCUAAAAAAAAUAGUGAGUAGUUGCUAAAGUUGUCCGUGAUUAGAUUAGAAUAUGCAACAUUUGGGUUGGUAGACAUUCACAUUAUAUGUCUACCCACGGGGAGCCAACCUACUUUCAUUUUUGCCUUAAGUAACCUUCUGUCUCAUGUACCCAUACCAAACGUAACAUAUUGUACAAUUUUACUGUACUGGGUUUACAUUUACUAUGUGAUGUCUAGUCUGAGACCAGGCUGAUCUAGAACCUGAAACGUGUUACAUACAUUUUGUGUUACAUGUAGAACUGUUUUGGGUUCAAAGUAGAGCCCUUUCCACAGUGGGUUCUACAUGGAACCCGAAAGGGGUGUACAUGUGUAACAGUGCUACUUCCGUCCCUCUCCUCGCCCCUACCUGGGCUCUAACCAUGGACCCUCUGCACACAUCAACAACAGUUACCCUCGAAGGAUCGUUACCAACCGCUCCACAAAAGCCGCAGAGCAAGGGAAACCAUUACUCCAAGUCUCAGAGCGAGUGACGUCACCGAUUGAAACGCUAUUUUUUUAUUUAGCACCUCGCUAACCAGCUAGCCAUUUCACACCGGUUACACCUGGAACCAAAAACGGUUCUCCUAUGGGGACAGCCAAAGAACCCGUUUGGAACCCUUUUUUUCUAAGCCCCCUGUGCCACCCCUCUUGUGUGCAGUCUGGCCAGAGACAUUGACCUUGAGAAGGAUGACUAUCAACGUGUAGUGUGCAACAGUGAUAGCUGCCCCUAUGGCAACUGGAUGCACUUGCAGUGCUUCUACGAGUGGGAGAGCAGCAUCCUGGUCCAGUUCAACUGCAUUGGAAGGGCCCGCAGCUGGAACGAGAAGCAGUGCCGGCAGAACAUGUGGACUAAGAAGGGAUACGACCUGGCCUUCCGCUUCUGCUCCUGCCGCUGUGGCCAGGGCCACCUUAAGAAAGACACAAACUGGUACCAGGUGAAGCGCAUGACAGAUGUAAAGAAGAAGAUCCCUCUGGAGAAGAGCCUGGGGAAGUUGAGCAGCCUAACUGGAGCUGGAGGGGGUGCAUGUGGAGGUGGGUUGGAUCUGCCUGAUGAUCCUAAGAGGGGCAAGUUACAUGGGGGCAGUAAACUGGCUCACAGAGCAAGUCAGGAGCUGCCUCGCCGACAGUCAGUGGAUCGGCAGAACUCUCAAGAGAGGGGACACGUAGGGCUGUUCUGUGCAAGCAGCCUGGGGCCCUGCUCACCCUCUGAGUCCCCGGGCCAGUCCCCUCCGUUAGGCUUCUCCUUCUUCUCCCCGCCCGCCUUCGCAGGACCCCGCAACUCCCGGCACCUGGGGGAGUUCCUGAAGAAUGCAGUGCACAUGGAUAGCCACCGGAAGCACAUGCUGGCAAGCGGCAUGCUGGGUCGCGGAGGCCACCUGGAUCACACCAUCUUGCCUCUGCCCAGACUCACCCUGGGGGACAACCCAGUGCAGUUCCUGCGAAGGCUGGACCUCACAGAGCUGCUGACCCACAUUCCCAGACACAAGCUGAAUACCUACCACGUACGUAUGGAGGAUGAUGCCCAGGCGGGCCAGGGAGAGGACCUGAGGAGGUACAUCCUGUCGGCUCUGAGCGCCAGCCACAGGAACAUGGUCAACUGUGCCCUGUGCCACCGCACCCUGCCUGUCUUUGAGCAGUUCCCCCUGGUGGACGGAACCCUGUUCCUGAGCCCCGCUAGACAUGAUGAGAUCGAGUACGAUGUGCCGUGCCACCUGCAAGGGAGGCUGAUGCACCUGUAUGCAAUCUGUGUCGACUGUCUGGAGGGAGUCCACAAAAUUGUAUGUAUCAAGUGCAAGUCCAGGUGGGAUGGGAGCUGGCACCAGUUGGGGACAAUGUACACCUAUGAUAUACUGGCUGCGACGCCAUGUUGUCAGGCCCGUCUGAACUGCAAGCACUGUGGUAAGCCGGUCAUAGAUGUCAGGGUGGGGAUGCAGUACUUCUCAGAGUACAGCAACGUGCAGCAGUGCCCCCAUUGUGGGAACCUCGACUACCACUUUGUCAAGCCAUUCUCCUCCUUCAAAGUCUUGGAAGCUUAUUGACAAAUGUUGUGCAUGUAUGCUAGUGCUGUUUCUCUUGUUACAUUUUUUUUUAACUAGGCAACUUAAUUUUGAGCCUUGAAUACUUUUUUUCUGGGAUUCAGUUAUUGUUUUCUCUUUUUUUAAUGUAUAGAAAGAAUAUGACUCCACUAAAAAGUUCCAAGACAACAUCUACAUGAUUUCAGAAAAAAUUAUAUUCAUAAGACCUUAAACGGUUUGGAGCUGUCUGGCACUUAAAAAGACGAGCAACACAUAUACUGUGACAAGUGAAUGUAUCUGUAGGUCAAAUUGCAUUUUUACAAAAAAUCUCUAAUAAAGGAGAGAAAGAAAUGUUG
Oncorhynchus keta (chum salmon) is the source of this 3378-nucleotide messenger RNA. RefSeq names its product headcase protein homolog. Bases 1748 to 3046 code for a protein of 432 amino acids. NCBI's taxonomy places the organism in Eukaryota, Metazoa, Chordata, Actinopteri, Salmoniformes, Salmonidae. The transcript has 4 exons. The record is from RefSeq and is a predicted model, not a curated record.